CCCCAUUGGUAGGUCAGUGGCGUUUACCCCCUCAUCUCCACCUGAGUGCAUUUUGUGUUGUGAAUAACACAAAAACUCUCGCUUUAGGGACCUCCGAUGGGGCUUGUUAUUUGCUGCGGCUAGACAGCAGCAGCAGCAGCAGCAGCAGCAGCAGCAGUUCAGCAGGCAUUCCAGGGGCCCUGCUGAGGCUGCCCACGCCGAGGGUAACUCCCGUUCCUCUAACUGCUAGACCUACUGUGCUGUUGAGUCUGCUGCUGCAGCAGGAGCAGCAGCAGCAGCAGCAGCAGCAGCAGCAGCAGCAGCAACGGCGAUGGGUUGGAGGUGUGCCCAUUCCAGCAGCAGCAGCACGCGCUGCUUUAUCUCUGUCUCGUUUAUUGUACAGCUAUGGAGGGGAGCGAGUGGUAGGGAAGCGUUCUGGUGCAGGGUCAGCAGCAGCAGCAGCAGCAGCAGCAGCAGGGGCAGCAGCAGCAGGAGCAGCUGCUGCUGGCAGCAGCGUGGCUUGUCUGACUCACCUCGACACGUGCUUAGAACAGCUGCUGCUGUAUGCUCUACGCAAUGGGGUUAUGGGGGGCUGGGAUUUAAGAAUGUCUUCGCCUAUAUUUUUAACACAGACCCCUCCUUGGUUAGGGGCCCCCUCAGCUCAAGCAAUAGAAGCAGAGGCCCGGUGGUUGCUGCUGGGGACAACUGCAGGUUUGCUGCUGCAGUUUGAUCUGCGCAUGCAGCAGGUUCUCAGAGCCUGGCAGCUGCAGCCUCCAGCAGCAAUCAAACAGCUCCUCUUCGUAUGCCCUCCUGCUGCUGCUGCUGCACUCAACAGCAGCAGAGCGGCACGCGCCAGCUUGAAAAAACAACAGCACCAGCAGCAGCAGCAGCAGCAGCAGCAGCAAGAUAGCCCCACCUGCUGCAUGCUUGCACUCAUAGAACAUGAGGCUUUCCCGUUGCUGCUGCUAGACCUGCAAGAGGGGACAGUUGUUACUGCUUAUAAUACUUCUUGCUCCUCAGACGCCACAUUAGCAGCAGCAGCAGCAGCAGCAACAGCAGCAGGAGGCGGAACAUCAAGCUGCUUGGGGGGUGAGGGCUACGUGUUACCCCGUCUUGUUGCUCUGCCAGUGGAGGUGCUGCUGCUGCCAUCUGCAUGCAGCAGCAGCAUUCUGCAGGAGCCAAGAGAGACGGGUAUGCUAGGCGGUGCAGCAGCAGGAGCUGCAGCAGCACACAGCAUUAAGUGUAUAUGGGCGCCACCUCCUUUGAGGGGCCCCUCGGGUUUUGUUUUAUCGGGAGGUGAAGACAGCUGCGUGCGGUGCUGGGAUUUAGCUGAGGAGCGAGCAGUGCUAGCAGCAAGACUAGGAGGAGACACAACCCCCCCUCAGCAGCAGCAACAGCAGCAGCAGCAGCAGCAGCAGGUGUGCGGAGCAGCAGCAGGAGGGAUAUUCGAGACAGCAGCUGCAGCAGGUGUCUGCUCUGAUCUUAUGCUUCUAGAUAGAGAUCUUGUGCAGUCUUACUGUGUCUUAGGGCCCCCCAAUGCAUGCCGAUGCAGAGAUAGAGACAGCGGGGUAGGUCUUGCUGCUUCUCUCUCAAUAGGGGGUGUGCACGUGCUGCAGCAAGUUUGCUGCCGCUCUCCUCAAGGUCGGCGGUUCCUGCGACACGCAUCCCCAGCAGCAGCAGCAGCAGCUGGUACUGCUGCUGCUGGGGUGCAGGGCAUGGAGACAGCGCGAGGAGACAGCUGGGAGGCGCUGCUUGCAGCAGCAGACUCAGGUGAAGAAGAUCAUAGAGGAGACACCUCCCCACGAGCAGCAGGAGACAGUUUGCUUCGCAACGGGCGAGACUUAAUGACGCUGGGCACGGGCUGCAGCAACAGCAACAGCAACAGCAGCAGCAGCAGCAGCAGGGGGGGCGGGUUUAUAGGGGACUUGGAAGGGGGUUGCUGCUGCUCACCUCCAGCUGCAGGCUGCGAAUUUGCUUCUUGGGCCCCUUCAUGGGACGACGAGGAGAGCAGCAGCAGCAGCAGCAGCAGCAGCAGCGCAGCAAGAGGGUUUGGGGGGCCCCUGCCUGUACACCGCGACGCCAUCACAGGCCUUGCUGUAAUAGGGCAGGUGGAUUUAUAUUUAGUUACAGCAGCUGUAGCUGUGGGGGCAGCAACUGAUGCUGGAGCCGCAGGUGCAGCAAGUGAUGCUGCUGCUGCUGCUACUGAUCCUGUUGCUGCGGAGGCAGCAGCUGAUGUUGCAGCUGAUGCUGCAGCUGCGGGUGCAGCAGGUGGUGCUGCUGCUGCAGCUGGUGGUUUAGUGGCUGAUGCUGCUGCAGCGUUUGAUGCAGCAUCCAAUGCUGCAGCAGCUGCUGCUGCUGCAGCAGAUGCUGCUUGUGAUGCAGAUGUCACGCAUACUUUUGAAAUUAGUCUUAGCAGCCACUACCGCAGUUUAUAG
This is a messenger RNA of Eimeria acervulina, 2414 nucleotides long. RefSeq names its product PIK3R4 kinase-related protein (incomplete catalytic triad), putative. The record is from RefSeq and is a predicted model, not a curated record. NCBI's taxonomy places the organism in Eukaryota, Apicomplexa, Conoidasida, Eucoccidiorida, Eimeriidae. The transcript has 2 exons. The annotation marks the transcript as partial. Gene Ontology annotation, molecular function: protein binding; protein serine/threonine kinase activity. Gene Ontology annotation, cellular component: late endosome; phosphatidylinositol 3-kinase complex, class III, type I; nucleus-vacuole junction. Gene Ontology annotation, biological process: macroautophagy; protein phosphorylation; autophagy of peroxisome.